Messenger RNA from Aspergillus terreus NIH2624, 1086 nucleotides. RefSeq lists its product as uncharacterized. The transcript is spliced from 2 exons. Bases 1 to 1086 code for a protein of 361 amino acids. Lineage: Eukaryota; Fungi; Ascomycota; Eurotiomycetes; Eurotiales; Aspergillaceae. The record is from RefSeq and is a predicted model, not a curated record.
AUGGCUGAAUUUGAACCCCCAGUGCGUCCGAGUUACACGCAUGAAACUCCGCCUCGGGAUAUCCUCUACGACGUCUCUCACCGACCAUACUGGGCGCAGAGCCAGUACCAUACGACCCACGACGACCGCGACUAUUGGGACAACUGCUUCUUCUUUCCCGAAGAUUGUUCGUGGUCCCCGCCCAAGGGCUGGCGCAUCGACGAGAAGCCCGAGUACCAGUAUCAUCCUCCGGCCCGUGGUGACGACCACCAUCCCGACACCAUGAUUCCCGGGCUCCCCGAUAUUAAAAUGUUGGAUGCAGAGGCCCUCAGCGACCUGCUCGAGGACAACCUCUCGCCGCCCGAGAUCACAUCCAUCCUGUACGGCACCUAUACCCCGUGUCUCCCUACACCACCCCCACACAUCCCCGCUAACUUUUCCCAACCCAGAGUCUUCGCUACUAAUGGCGCCAUCUUCGCCUACGCCUCUCCCCUCCCAACCCGCCAACUGCGCAACCUGAGCGCCACCUACGGCGCCGCCUACACAUGCUACGCCAAGAGCGCCUCCACAGGCAACCUCACCGGCGUCAACCCCGCCAGUCAUCCGUCCUCCUAUGUCACCGCACAAUCCGUCUCCCUGGGCGACGUGGGCUCCAUCGUCUUCGAGCUUGACGACCUCGUCGCCGUGGUCACCCGCAUCGCAGACAAGGUCCUCCUCGCGGCCGUAGGCCCGUCGAAGCUCGCCACGCCCGCCGCCAUCAACGGGUCAGCGAAGCCAGCCACCAACGGAACCGGUUCGGACAAUGAGCCCGCCGCCGCCGGCCCAGACGCCGAGCACGCGCAGGCCCGGACGUCGUCGGCGAAUCACACCCCCGCCAACGGCACGCCGCAGAGCAUGUCGCGGAUCCAGAGCGAGACGGCGCUGCAGACGGACGCGCAGCUCGAAACGCAGUACCAGAUCGAUCGAAGUAGUGACCUCCAGCGGCUGGCGAGUUUGAACCUCUCCGCGUCGCCGGCCAUUCUGCUGGCUCUGGAGUCCAAGUCAGCCGCGCUGGGGCGGUUCUUGAGUCAGAAGCUGGAUGAUCUGGAGAGUCCGGAGGAUUUUUAG